Calliphora vicina (urban bluebottle blowfly) is the source of this 3069-nucleotide messenger RNA. RefSeq names its product phosphatidylinositol 4-kinase II alpha (gene Pi4KIIalpha). Gene Ontology annotation, cellular component: lysosomal membrane; trans-Golgi network; endosome. The transcript has 7 exons. Gene Ontology annotation, biological process: endosome organization; phosphatidylinositol phosphate biosynthetic process; Golgi organization. The coding region runs from base 423 to 2804 and encodes 793 amino acids. Gene Ontology annotation, molecular function: 1-phosphatidylinositol 4-kinase activity. NCBI's taxonomy places the organism in Eukaryota, Metazoa, Arthropoda, Insecta, Diptera, Calliphoridae. The record is from RefSeq and is a predicted model, not a curated record.
GUAGCAUUUGGAGAAUAACUUUUGUUCUGAUUAAAAGGGAUGGUAUUUUUUUAUAAUUAAUUAAAAUUAAUACUUAUUUUUUAUAUAUAUUGUUAAUAAAACUACAAAAACAAGAUAUCAUACACCCUAAAAAGCCAUAAUUAUAAAAAAGUGAAUUUAAUAUUAAAACGCAAACGAAGUCGUCAAAAAAAAAAACAACAUAGAACAUAAGGAACAAAAAUCAAUAAUUAAAAAAAACAAAAAAAAUUUGACAAACGAAAUUAGAAGAAAUACUAUACAAAAGUGAAAAAAACAACAAAUAGACAAAGAAAACAUUACAGAUUAGUUUGUUUGGUGAAUAAUAAAUAUUAUUUAAUUACAAGGCCAUUUCACAAAGCGUUCAUAAAAACAAAAAAGGAAAAAAAGAAAAAAAAACUGCAAAAAUGUCUACAGCGGAAGCACCUUUGGUGCAAUUGGAAGAUGUUGAUCUUAUGAACCACUUUAGUGAUGAUGAUACAACAGAAAAAUCAGCAAACAAGCAACAAUUAACCACCGAAGUUGAGAUAAACACUAUUGGUCUCAACAAAAAGAAACGAAGAAAACCAAAGAAUAACAAACAGCAAGAACAAAUGCUCUUAUCAUUGAAAGACGACGACGUCGACGACGACAACGCUGAAGGUGAUGACGACGAUGAUGAGGAAGAUGCUGAUGAAGUAGCGGGUGUGCGAAAAAAUAACGAUAGCAUUGAGGCAGCAGUGCAGCAAACAGUUUUAGCAUUUGAUGAACAUGAUUUUUUUGGCACCCACAAUCAUUUAAUAUCAGAACCAACUUUUACACACAAUGGUAAUGGUCAUGUAAACAAACAAAUAACCACUACAAAUGUGAAACAACCUGCAAUUGUGGCGAUGACAAAACCAACAACAACGACGACGACUACACCGACGAAGACAACGUCAUUGCUUUUAAAUACUCACGAUACUAGUUUAUUAACGUCUCACUCGCUGAGCAAUGGUGGUGCCAGUGGAGGUGCUGGAUGCGAUGUUAAAACAAAUGUAGAUGAAAUUAUUGAAAGUAGCAGUAGUAGUAAUAAGACCUCAAACAGUCAACAGCAUUACACCAGUAGUAAUUCUCCACGCUCAGCCGGUAACAGUCACACAAAUUCACCUGCGUCUCGACAUCAACAAAAUUACGCUUCAGCCUCUACUUCAAACAAUCCACAUACAACAAAUAAAACAACCACUGAGCCAAGAUUAUUCAGCAGUAACAUUUUACCAUCGCAUUUACGUCAGGAUUCGUAUCAUGAUGAUACUGAUGAAAUUUGUUUAGUUCCUGAGGUGGACUUUGAGUGUUCAAGUAUUAUGGAUCAUUGCACAGAUAACAGGGAAUCCCAACCAUUGUUGGGUGGUGGUGGCGCCGGUGGCAGUGCGGGUAGUAGGGAUCAUUUUGAUAUGGCCUGCAAUACAUUUAUGGAUGAUCCCAGUUUUACCGAAAUUGUGGCCCAAGUUGAGUCUGCCAUUGAACAUGGCGUUAUGCCGGAACGUAUUUAUCAAGGCAGCAGUGGUUCAUAUUUUGUGAAAAAUUCUGCGGGGAAAGUCUUGGCUGUUUUUAAGCCUAAAGAUGAGGAACCCUACGGACGCCUUAAUCCUAAAUGGACCAAAUGGAUGCAUAAAUUAUGCUGUCCAUGUUGUUUUGGCAGAGCCUGUUUAAUACCAAAUCAAGGUUACCUUUCGGAAGCUGGUGCCAGUUUAGUCGAUCGUAAACUAAAUCUGAAUGUGGUGCCAAAAACACGAGUUGUACGUUUGGUAGCCGAAACAUUUAAUUAUGCGCGUAUAGAUCGACAGAAGGCCAAGUUGAAGAGAAGGAUAAAGGAACAUUAUCCUUCGGCGAGAUUUAAUCGCAUGAGUUUGCCCCUAAAGACUGGUUCCUUUCAACUCUUUGUUGAAGGUUAUAAAGAUGCCGAUUUCUGGUUGAGACGUUUCGAGCAGGAACCCCUAACAACCGGACUUAAUAAAUCAUUUCAAUUGCAAUUCGAGCGGUUGGUUGUUUUAGAUUACAUUAUACGCAACACGGAUCGUGGCAACGACAAUUGGCUUAUCAAAUACAGUCAACCGAAAAUAACAAAAAAAGUCAAUGGUACUGGAGGCAAAUCACUGGCAUCCAGUCAAAAUGAAUUAAAAAUCGAAUCCACAGACACGCCAGAUCAAUCACAAAACAAUAAUAUCGUCAAUAUAAACGAAAGUAAAAAUGAUAAAUUAAUCGAUGUUGCAGUAUCGGUAGCUAGUUCGGGCUCACUGGCUGAAUCGAGCAGUAGUACUGGCAGCAGCAUUGGCGGCGAUACAAAUCCAGCAGCAGCUACAGCAGCUGGUGGUGAAAGGCCAAACGACUGGAAUAUGGUCGAUGCGCCGCAAUUACGAAUAGCUGCCAUCGAUAAUGGCCUGGCAUUUCCCUUCAAACAUCCCGAUUCGUGGAGAGCCUAUCCCUAUCAUUGGGCCUGGUUGCCACAAGCUAAAGUGCCAUUCAGUGAGGAAAUAAAACAAUUAGUACUGCCACAAUUAUCUGAUAUGAACUUUGUAGAAGAAAUGUGUACAGAUUUAUUUUAUUUAUUUCAACAAGACAAGGGAUUCGAUAAAAGUCUCUUCGAGCGUCAGAUGUCGGUGAUGAGGGGACAAAUAUUGAAUUUAACACAGGCCUUAAAAGAUGGCAAAUCACCGGUACAACUGGUACAAAUGCCAGCUGUUGUUAUUGAAAAAUCGAAGGCUUCUCGUGGCUUUUUCUCGUUUACUCAGCGCUUCCAAAAUAAAAGUCCUUUUUUCUCUUGGUGCUAACAUUUUUGUUUCAAUUCAAUCAAACGAAAACUAUGUCUCCAUCUUGUUGGCUUUAUAUAUACUAUAUAGUACAUAUACAUAUUAUACCUUUGAGAAAAUGUACGUACAUAUACAUAUAGUUUGUCAUGUUAAAAAGUCUUUUUUUUUAAGUUCCUUGUGUUAUAAUUUUAAAGUCUCAUGUGCAUAUACAUACAUACUCUAUCUAUAUUUACUUACUCUAUUUACUUUAUAAACAAAUCUCUAUCUACUACUUGUUAAUCAAAAA